This is a messenger RNA of Hyposmocoma kahamanoa, 2031 nucleotides long. RefSeq names its product 1-acyl-sn-glycerol-3-phosphate acyltransferase alpha-like (gene Agpat1). Gene Ontology annotation, cellular component: membrane; endoplasmic reticulum. The record is from RefSeq and is a predicted model, not a curated record. Gene Ontology annotation, molecular function: 1-acylglycerol-3-phosphate O-acyltransferase activity. The transcript has 5 exons. NCBI's taxonomy places the organism in Eukaryota, Metazoa, Arthropoda, Insecta, Lepidoptera, Cosmopterigidae. The coding region runs from base 5 to 832 and encodes 275 amino acids. Gene Ontology annotation, biological process: phosphatidic acid biosynthetic process.
CGUUAUGGCUUCCUCUUAUUCAUAUCCUGAAUUAUUUUUGGCGGGGUUUAUAUUUACUUUGCCCUUUUUGUACGAAAAAAGCAAUGUUUUUCGAUAUUAUUUAAAGUUUUUUCUUUAUUACUCGUAUGUUUUGAUUAUGUGCACUAUUUUACUGCCUGUGGUGCUAUUAUAUCCGCGCGAUGUUACGAACCUAGUCGUUGCUUCCAGAUUUUGCCGUUAUGCUUCGUACAUAGUUGGUAUAGAAUGGGAAAUGCGAGGAAUGGAGCACUGGGAUAAUGACGAGUGUUAUAUUGUGAUAUCCAAUCACCAAAGUUCUUUAGAUAUUCUAGGCAUGUUUGAGAUGUGGCCUCGUAUGAAGCGCUGCACGGUGGUGGCAAAGAGGCCGUUGAUGUUCACUGGUGCCUUCGGUUUCGGAGCUUGGCUCUCUGGACUGGUAUUUAUAGAUCGCCUAAGAACAGAUCGAGCUCGGCAACUUAUGAAAGAGGCUACAGAAAGAGUAAAGGCAGAUAAGACAAAGCUAUGGAUAUUUCCAGAAGGAACACGAUUCAACAAAGGCAGUAUACAGCCUUUUAAGAAAGGAGCAUUUUAUUUAGCCAUUGACUCACAAAUUCCUAUAAUGCCAGUUGUAUUUAGUCAGUACUACUUCCUAGACAAUGAAUCCAAAACAUUUGAACCAGGAAAAGUUGUUAUCACUACUCUACCUCCCAUAUCUACCAAAGGUAUGACUAGACAUGACCUGGAAACACUCUCUGACAUGACGCGACAACAAAUGAUCGAAGUGUUCAAUGAAAGCUCAAAAAAUCUAGUCAUGCAGAGAAAAAUUGCUUUUUAACUUUCUACAUGCAUCAACUGAAUCUAGCCUAUAGUGCAAAAAAAUUGAUACUCAUAAUAGUUAAAAUAAUGUUAGUUUUGUUUUAUAAAUAUCAAUUUUCAAAAUUCCUGUAAUUUAAGUUUAAAGGAUUUGAAAAUGAAAUUUCUAGUCUGUUGUUACCAAAAACGGUUAUUUGUUAAUUGUAAAUCAGUAUCAAAUUUUAAUUGUUCAAAUUAUGCACAUUAGUCCAAUGAAAGUCAUUACUAUUGUUUACAGUUAAGGAUCAUUUUAGAUUAAUUAAUAUAAGUUUCUCAUUAAUUGUUCCAGUCAUCUUUUGCCAUGGUUGAAUUGUUAUUAAAAGAUGAAAAAAAGUUUCAAUAGGAACUACUAAUGUCUACGGACUUCUGCUGCCUGCAUCGAUUUCUCGUCGUUGGUUCCCGCUGCCGUGUAUAGCUCGCUCCUUAUUUUGGCGCACCCGUAAUUACUAAGAGGCAAAUAUUGUACCUAUAUAUGAUUCCAAAAUAAUAUAAAUUUGUAAAUUAAUUACAAUUUGAUAUAAAAUUAAGUUUAAUCGUAGAAACAAAUUUUAAUAUACAUAUAAUAAAUAAUAGUAAAGUAGGUUCUUCUGUAAAUUUUAAUAUAUAAAGGAACCUACUUUAAAUGUUGGAAACACAACAGUGUUUGCAAGGCGUAGGUCGUACUAACGUCACAAAGCGGCAUGCUAGUGAAUUUGGCAAAACGAGUUCAUGCAUAGCGCCACGCGGGGGUAUCGCUUCGGGCAGCGGACCACGCCGUCGGAGAAUAUUAAGACCCUGUACUAAUAUUAAUGCAUAUGCGCAUAGUAAGAGCUCAAUUACUUAAGGAAAAAUGAAGAUGUCCAUGGGAACUCAUUAACUAAAAGUUUGAGUAUCUCACUAGGAAUUGCAUUCAAAUUAGUAUUGGGCCUAUAUAUUGAAAUUGGGCUGUGUUUGUAAAGGUUAGCCAAUUAAGUGUCUUCAUUUGUGAGGUUGUGAGAGUUUGUGCAUGUAUCAGCACCAGGCUAGUUAAACCAGUAGGACUUAAGUGCUUGUGGCAACUUAUUUUCCACUGAUAAUUUAAUCAUCAAACAACUAUUUAUAAUUACUAAGUCCCAUGAAACAUAGGAAUAGAUAUUACACAUUUCUUAAAAUAAUAUUGCUUUAUUGCACAUUGUUUUAGAUAAACUUGUCACAGGCACUAAG